Lotus japonicus is the source of this 702-nucleotide messenger RNA. RefSeq lists its product as uncharacterized. The coding region runs from base 1 to 702 and encodes 233 amino acids. The record is from RefSeq and is a predicted model, not a curated record. Gene Ontology annotation, molecular function: RNA-DNA hybrid ribonuclease activity; nucleic acid binding. Lineage: Eukaryota; Viridiplantae; Streptophyta; Magnoliopsida; Fabales; Fabaceae. The transcript has a single exon.
AUGGACUUUCAUUCCGGGUUUGUGAGCUUACUCUCCCACCGUAACAACAUUCUUGGAGUCGCGGUGAUGUGGUGGACAUGGCGCUGGCGUAAUUCCAGAGUCUUCGACCCUCAAGCGCCUACUCUAAAUAAGAUCUUGAGGUGUGUUCUCCGCGAUGAAGCACUUUGGCGUGAGGCUAUGCAGAAACACGGGCAACAUUCUGUGGUUGUGGAACACGGAAUGGACAGCAAUACGUCCAUGGAGGCCACUGUCACCGUGGAUGGCAGUUGGAUUCCGCAGAUAGGACGGAUGGGGAGUGCAACUGUUAUCAAGGAUAAUAUUGGAAGUUGGGUUACUGGAAUCUCCAAGAGCUUUAACCAUGGGUGUGAUUUCUUGGCAGAACUUCUGUCUGUAGAACUGGGACUGAUGCAUGCAUUUGAUAAUGGGUACAAGCGGGUUAAAUGUUUAUCAGAUUGUGGCAUGUUGGUGGGUGUUUUACAAUCAGGACACGCAACAUCUACCUUAUGGAACUGGGAUGAUAUUAACAGAGUGCGAGACCUCAUGGCUAAGUUUCAGGAAGUUCAAGUGGUGCAUAUUGACAGGGAUAGGAACAACACUGAUGCUCUAGCGCGGGAAGCUUGCACACGUGGUUCUCCGAUUCAAGUUUGGAAGAGGCCUCCCUCUUUUGUUUAUGCUGCUAUGUAUUUAGAUUCUCUUAGCUAG